This is a messenger RNA of Gavia stellata (red-throated loon), 1666 nucleotides long. It is a transcript of the gene TBCEL, whose product is annotated as tubulin folding cofactor E like. The record is from RefSeq and is a predicted model, not a curated record. Lineage: Eukaryota; Metazoa; Chordata; Aves; Gaviiformes; Gaviidae. Gene Ontology annotation, biological process: protein folding. The coding region runs from base 29 to 1303 and encodes 424 amino acids. Gene Ontology annotation, molecular function: alpha-tubulin binding. The transcript has 7 exons.
GCGUUAACUAGAAGUCCAAGAAGGGAGCAUGGACCAGCCCAGCGGAAGAAGUUUCAUGCAAGUUCUUUGUGAGAAAUACAGCCCCGAGAACUUCCCAUAUCGUCGUGGACCUGGUAUGGGGGUGCAUGUCCCAGCAACUCCGCAGGGUUCACCUAUGAAAGAUCGCCUCAACCUUCCAAGCGUGCUAGUACUGAACAGCUGUGGCAUAACCUGUGCAGGGGACGAGAAUGAAAUCGCCGCCUUCUGUGCUCAUGUGUCUGAGCUAGAUCUUUCUGACAAUAAACUGGAAGACUGGCAUGAGGUCAGUAAAAUUGUGUCCAACGUUCCCCACUUGGAGUUUCUAAACUUGAGUUCCAACCCUCUCAGUUUGUCCGUUUUAGAGAGAAGGUGUGCUGGGUCUUUCGCUGGUGUUCGCAAACUUGUGCUCAACAACAGCAAAGCUUCCUGGGAAACAGUCCACACAAUCCUGCAGGAAUUACCAGACUUGGAGGAGCUCUUCCUGUGCCUUAACGACUAUGAAACAGUGUCUUGUUCUCCGGUUUGCUGUCAGUCUCUCAAAUUACUCCACAUAACUGACAAUAAUCUUCAAGACUGGACUGAAAUUCGAAAACUGGGAAUUAUGUUUCCAUCACUGGACACGCUUAUCCUGGCUAACAACAACCUCACGACCAUUGAAGAGUCAGAAGAUUCCCUAGCAAGGCUGUUCCCCAACCUGCGAUCCAUCAAUUUGCACAAGUCAGGUCUGCAUUGCUGGGAAGACAUUGACAAGUUAAAUUCUUUUCCCAAGCUCGAGGAAGUGAAAUUGCUAGGAAUUCCUUUGCUGCAGUCCUACACCACCGAGGAACGCAGGAAGCUGCUAAUAGCCAGGUUGCCAUCUAUCAUCAAACUCAACGGAAGCAUCGUUGCCGAUGGGGAGCGAGAGGACUCGGAGCGAUUCUUCAUCCGAUAUUACAUGGAGUUCCCGGAGGAGGAAGUCCCAUUCAGGUAUCACGAGCUGGUCACAAAGUACGGGAAGCUGGAGCCCCUGGCAGUCGUGGAUCUUCGGCCACAGAGCAGCGUGAAGGUGGAGGUUCACUUCCAGGAUAAGGUGGAAGAGAUGUCGAUUCGUCUCGAUCAGACUGUGGCAGAAUUGAAGAAGCACUUAAAAACUAUAGUGCAGUUGUCAACAAGCAACAUGCUGCUCUUCUACUUGGACCAGGAAGCUCCCUUUGGUCCUGAGGAGAUGAAAUACAGCUCACGAGCACUGCAUUCUUACGGCAUUCGGGAUGGAGAUAAAAUUUAUGUGGAGCCCAGAAUGAAAUAGCCUCUUUUGACCUUGUGAGUGCACGCACGUGCACACACAUGCCCCCACACACCCACACACAUGCAUUAAGGAGUUUUUGCAAGGUUUUUAUUUCAGUUGGUUGGUUGAGGUUUGGUUGCGUUUCUGUAGCAGGUAAUUUCUUAGCCCGGAGGAAGUGCUCUGAUCUGAGAACCAUGCCCACCAUCCACUGCAGGUGACCUUGAGGUGACAAUUGACUUCAGUGCAUGUGUUUCAGUGUGUGCAAUACCUUGAUGUUUUCUUCGAUGCUCCGGUAUACUCGUGAUUUGGCAUGAAUGGUCAGUUGUUCAAGCUAAAGAAUGCUAGGGUCCGUAAGGGAGAAGGUAGCUCGGUGCAGAAUUUGAC